AUGACUCUCCGAAAAGCACCAAUGGCCUGCAGCAGAGGCGUGGUGACGAGUGCCUUCUACUGGUCUGUAGCCAUCAUCUGUUUGACUCAAAUGGGCGGAGUUAAACCGGACUGCUGGUUAAUCGAGGGCGAAAAGGGCUUUGUGUGGCUAGCGAUUUGUAGCCAGAACCAACCACCUUUCGAGGCCAUCCCCCAGCACAUCAACAGCACCAUUGUGGACCUUCGUUUGAAUGAAAACAAAAUCAAAAGCAUACACUACUCCUCGCUCAGCCGCUUUGCCAACUUGACCUACCUGAACUUGACCAAGAACGACAUCUCCUAUAUCGAAGAUGGAGCUUUUUCCGCUCAGUUCAACCUCCAAGUCCUGCAAAUGGGAUUCAACAAGAUGCGUAACCUGACAGAAGGAGUCCUCCGUGGACUUGGGAAGCUACAGUACCUCUACCUCCAGGCCAAUCUGAUCGAGACUGUGACACCCAAUGCCUUCUGGGAAUGCCCCAACAUCGAGAACAUAGAUUUGUCCAUGAACAGGAUCCAGCAGUUAGAUGGUUCUACAUUUGCUAGUCUGACUAAGCUAACUACGUGUGAGCUGUACACCAAUCCUUUUAACUGUUCCUGUGAGUUAUACGGUUUCGUCAAGUGGCUGUCGACGUUCCCAAAUAGGACCAAUGAGCGGAUGGUGUGUGAUACUCCAUCUGGUGUGUCUGGCUACAGUUUAUUGAGCCAAAAUCCCAAUGAUCCAACUUAUAAGAACGCUCUGCACAUGCUAACCACUGUAUGUACUGAUGAUUAUGUCACCCCAUUCAUUGCCAUACCGACGGAGCCCACGAUGCUCCCGCCAGACGCUACACUGUGUGAGCUGGACGACUGUCCAUCUGGCACCGAACCCGAGAACAUAACCAUCAGUACAACAUACACGGAUCUCAAAGUUAAACCUCUUAUGAAGCUGAAACAAGUGACCAACACGGGUGCUACGAUUUCAGUUCAAAUUCCUUACCCCUUUAAGAAAAUGUACAUCCUGGUCCUUUACAACAAUAGCUUUUUCACAGAUAUUCAAAAUUUAAAAGAUAUACAAGAGGACAUUGAGUUUAAAAAUCUUAAACCACAUACUAAUUAUACUUACUGUGUUGCUUCAAUCCGUAACUCUCUUCGUCAAAACCACACCUGUCUAACCGUGACCACUGGCCCCUGGGGCGGGAAAGAACGAAAUACCAACAAUGCGACAGCCACGCAUUACAUCAUGACAAUCCUCGGCUGUUUGUUUAGUAUGGUGGUUUUCCUCGGGGUGGUGUACUACUGCUUGAGACGCAAGCGGAAGCAAGAUGAGAAGCACAAAAAAGCAGGUAGCAUGAAGAAAAACAUAAUGGAAUUAAAGUACGGACAAGAGCUGGAGGGAGGGACUAUAUCUCGUAUGUCACAGAAGCAUUUGUUAGCCGGGGAGAGCAUGGCGCGUAUGCCGUACCUGCCGCCAGGGGCAGACUUGGACCAGUAUAAGUUCCAGGAGAUCAGUGACACGCCUAAAAUAAUGAAAGGAAAUUACAUGGAGGUGAGGGGUAUGGACCACCAUGAUCGAAGGGAGUGUGAGAUGGGGAUGCCCGGAAAUAGCCAAGGAUCUGUGGCGGAGAUUUCUACCAUCGCGAAAGAGGGCGUCAAAUCGGGUGCGGUGUCGACAGCAGAGCCCCAGCUGGUGCUUUUGUCUGACCAUCCCCAAAACAAAUCCGGUCUCUUGUCCCCGCCGUAUAAGGACAGCUACCACCAUUCCCUUCAACGGCAUCGCAGUUCAGAUGCUUCUCCCAAGAGACCAAGCACUGCUACCGGAGGCCCCAUGCGCAGUCCAAGGCCAUACCGCUCCGAAUCCAAGUACAUCGAGAAGACCUCCCCGACCGGAGACACCAUCGUCACGGUAACGCCAACCGCUGCCAUCUUGCGCGCCGAAGCGGAGAAAAUGCGGCAAUACAGCGAUCACAGGCAUUCGUACACCGACGCUCAGAUAGAGGAGCUGGAAGGGCCAGAUGUGCACAAGUCCAUGUUGGAGCCGCUAACUCACUCGCGGUCCAGAGACUUAGCGUACUCCCAGUUGUCAUCACAGUAUCAUAAUCUGAGCUACUCUUCCAGCCCAGAGUACUACUGCAAACCCUCGCACAGUAUUUGGGAGAAGUUUAAGCUGCACCGAAAGAGGCACAAAGAUGAGGAGUACAUGGCAGCAGGACAUGCACUCAGGAAGAAAGUGCAGUUUGCAAAAGAUGAGGAUCUGCAUGAUAUUUUAGACUACUGGAAAGGCGUGUCAGCGCAGAAUAAAUAAUGAACUCUUUAGCUGUUUUUAAUGGACAUCCUG
This is a messenger RNA of Boleophthalmus pectinirostris (great blue-spotted mudskipper), 2331 nucleotides long. It is a transcript of the gene elfn1a, whose product is annotated as extracellular leucine-rich repeat and fibronectin type III domain containing 1a. Gene Ontology annotation, cellular component: plasma membrane. The transcript is spliced from 2 exons. NCBI's taxonomy places the organism in Eukaryota, Metazoa, Chordata, Actinopteri, Gobiiformes, Gobiidae. The coding region runs from base 1 to 2298 and encodes 765 amino acids. Gene Ontology annotation, molecular function: protein binding. The record is from RefSeq and is a predicted model, not a curated record.